AUGAACAAGACAAAGUCCUUCCAGCUACAAGGAGCUUAUGUUUUAGUGGGGAAGACAGACAAUAAACCAAUUUUUCAGAGAGCGCAGCGCGAGCGGCAGGCCAGAGAGCGGCCCGCGCGCCUUCCCGCCGCCGCCUCCCGGAGCCUGCUUGUGCCGUCGCGCGCCAGGCCCGCGGCGGCCGGGACCCGCGAAAAGAGUCUCAUCGUGGAAGGCAAGAGGGAAAAGAAGAAAGUAGAGAGGUUGACAAUGCAAGUCUCUUCCUUACAGAGAGAGCCAUUUACAAUUGCACAGGGAAAGGGACAGAAACUUUGUGAAAUUGAAAGGAUACAUUUUUUCUUGAGUAAGAAGAAAACGGAUGAACUUAGAAAUCUACAUAAACUGCUUUACAACAGACCAGGCACAGUGUCCUCAUUAAAGAAGAAUGUGGGUCAGUUCAGUGGAUUUCCAUUUGAAAAAGGAAGUAUCCAAUAUAAGAAGAAGGAAGAAAUGUUGAAAAAAUUUAGGAAUGCCAUGUUAAAGAGCAUCUGUGAGGUUCUUGAUUUGGAGAGAUCAGGUGUAAAUAGUGAGCUGGUGAAGAGGAUCUUGAAUUUUUUAAUGCAUCCGAAGCCUUCUGGCAAACCGUUGCCAAAGUCUAAAAAAACUUCUAGCAAAGGCAGCAAAAAGGAACGGAACAGUUCUGGAAUGGCAAGGAAAGCUAAGCGAACUAAAUGUCCUGAAAUUCUGUCAGAUGAGUCUAGCAGUGAUGAAGAUGAAAAGAAAAACAAGGAAGAGUCUUCAGAUGAUGAAGAUAAAGAAAGUGAAGAGGAGCCACCAAAAAAGACAUCCAAAAGGGAAAAAGCUAAACAGAAAGCCACUCCUAAAAGUAAAAAAUCUAUAAAAAGUGCUAACGUUAAGAAAGCAGAUAGCAGCACCACCAAGAAGAAUCAAAACAGUUCCAAAAAAGAAAGUGAAUCUGAGGAUAGUUCAGAUGAUGAACCUUUAAUUAAAAAAUUGAAGAAACCUCCAACAGAUGAAGAGUUAAAGGAAACAGUAAAGAAAUUAUUGGCCAAUGCUAACUUGGAGGAAGUCACAAUGAAGCAGAUUUGCAAAGAGGUGUAUGAAAAUUAUCCUGCUUAUGAUUUAACUGAAAGAAAAGAGUUCAUAAAAACAACUGUUAAAGAGCUAAUUUCUUGAGAUGGAGGACAGAGACCGAUGACUUGUUCUCAUGGAUUUAAAGAUCUGAUUUAUACCAUUAUACCAGCAAAGAGAAUGUAUUUCCUUUUCUAAAUCCUUGCAAGCAUUGUGUUGGUAGAACUUCCUGCUGACCUUUUUAUCUUGAGUGUUAGGUAAAUUUGAGUUUGCAGUUUUAAAUUGCAUUUCUAUGCAGUUUUCAGUUUAAAAUUUUGCAUGGCAGUAAUUAUUCCUUGCUUUUAUAGUUGUAUUUUGUACAUUUUGGAUUUCUUUAUAUAAGGUCAUAGAUUCUUGAACUGUUGUAGUUUUUAGUGCGCUUAAUAUUAGCUUGUUUAAGACAUACUUUUAAUCAAGUAGAACAGAAACUAUUAUAACUGGCAUUUAUACAUGCAGAGAGUAUUACAGUAUUUAGUAUAUGAAAUAUUUUGAAUACACAUCUCUCAGUGUAAAAACUCAGUGGGAGUGUGUUCAUCAUAUUAAAAAUAUACGAGCUUUAGCAGUCCAGAUGACUAAAUUGGAACUUUUCUCCUGCAUGUGUAUAUAUGUCAGAUUGUCAGCAUGACAAAAGUGACAGAUAUUAUUUUUGUAUUUUUAAAAACAAAUUUGUUGUAUAUAAAGUUUUUUUAUUUCUUUUGUGCAGAUCAAUUUUUAAACUCAUAGAGGUAGGUAUCUUUACAGUUAAAAACUAUGAAAUGUCAGUGUUCAGCCAGAUGGUAUGAUGGAGCAGUGAAAGUCAGAAUUCAGUGAAGAAAACGCUGAAGGAACUGAUAGUUCUCUGCUUUGCCUUGAAAGUGUCAUCAAUUUGUAGUUUUAGUGUUAACUCUGCAAGUGUCUGUAGAUACAUUUUAUAUAGGGGCUAGACCAAAAUCACACAUCAGAACUUCACCAAUUUGAGAAAGAGUGAGAUUAAGUAUAAGCACAUUUGGCUUAUAGUGAACUGAUUUUUAUUAACUGCUUUUGCCCAUAUAAAAUGCUGAUAUUUACAGGAAACCUGGCCAUCUUUAUAAUUAUGGUAAAAGUACCAGGUACAAUGACCGAAGAAGAUAACGUGUAGGCAAUAGUGGAUAUCUUGACAAAGUAUUUCUCAAAAGUGAUAAUAGACUUAUUUUUAACAUUAAAGAAAUGUAAUGUAUUUGUGGAAUCAGGGCUGUGGGGUUUUAAAUUUUGUCCAAUCAAGAUUGUAGGUGAUCAACAUAUGGAUCCCUCCUGAAAAAGAAUAAUUUUGUCUUUUAAAUUGACUGUCUUAAUCAGUUAUUAAAUCUCUGAAUUUUAAAAUAAAACAUGCUGCUUAUGAGAGAAUUAGGCCUUUAACAAACCAAUUGAGUGUUUAAGAUAAAAAUAUCUUUGCAUCAUAGAAAUGAUCUAUGUUGACCAUUAGGUAUUUUCACAGGUUUGAUUGUCUCUUGGUAAAGUUGCUAAGACAUUGGAGAAAUGGUAUAGUUAAUACAAAUGAAUGGAAUGAAAAACAGACUUAAGAAUUGGCCUUUGAUUUUAAAUAUUUAAUUUGUUCUUAUAAACCUUGUCAAUAAAAAUAAUAAACCAGUGAU
Molecule: messenger RNA, 2717 nt
Organism: Equus quagga
Lineage: Eukaryota; Metazoa; Chordata; Mammalia; Perissodactyla; Equidae
Gene: DEK
Product: DEK proto-oncogene
Exons: 11
Coding region: 1-1173 (390 amino acids)
Biological process (GO): regulation of double-strand break repair; chromatin organization
Cellular component (GO): nucleus
Molecular function (GO): histone binding; DNA binding
Source: RefSeq, a predicted model, not a curated record